AUUGUUAUAUCUAUUGUGUAUGGUUUUUCUAUGGCCUACGGGCAGGAGAAAGGUUGUUAUAAAAUGAAAUGAUGUUUUGACAGAUUUUUUUAGAUAAGUUAUUAAUUUGAAUGUGGGAAAAGUGAUACUUGAUAUUUAGCAUUGAAGAAAUAGCAAUAUAAUAAAUUUUCUUCUCUGUUGGUACUUUAAAACAGUGUCAUGGAUACAAAUAUACGAUUUGAGGUGCCGGAAGCCUUGCCUUCGGCGCCACUGCAGCAGCAGACGGUGCCUCUGCCGCCGCCGGCCAACUCUUCAGCCUGCAUGGUGCCCGCUGCAGACCAGAUGAGCGACGGGGAGGACAUCCCGCCGCCCAAGGCGGACUUCUCGGCCCCGCCGCCCUACGAGCUGGCCACCAAGCUGCCCACGUACGACGAGGUGCAGCGAGAGAAGUCCCUGCAGGGCGAGCCGGCCUUCCCCGGCCGCGCCCCGCACGCCCGCGCCCCGCUCGCCUUCCUGGCCAUCGACACGGACGCCGGCGACGGGGACGCCGAGUCGGGGCUCCUCGGCACCGACUUCAUGUUCUUCACCGCGUUCCUGGUCGCGUUCCUGUUCAACUGGAUCGGGUUCCUGCUGCUGAUGUGCUUCUGCCACACGGUCGCGGCGCGCUACGGGGCCCUCUCCGGGUUCGGCCUGUCGCUGGCCAAGUGGACGCUGAUCGUGAAGCACUCCACGGACCUCGCCUCGCGCGAGAACAGCUGGCUGUGGUGGCUCAUCAUGGCCUUCGGGCUGCUGAUCUGCGUGAGAGCCAUCAUCCAGUACCUGAACAUCAAGCGCGGGUGGCGCCUGCUGUCCGGCACGGCCCAGGAGCGGCUUCUGUUCUUCUACUGAGCGUCCCACAUUCCACUUGGCAGCUCCGGGCGUCGGGAGUCAACAUGUUAACUUUUAGUACACUUGAUUGCAUAGAGAGGAAGAUGAUGAGCAAGAUUCCCCACGUAGGUUUAAGCAGUUACGGUAGUUGAACAGCUGUGAUUUACACAUAUAUAAAUUUGUAAAUUAUUUUUUUUUUUUAAGUGAUGUGCUGCAUCUUAGUUAAGUUGACUGAUUAUAGCAACUGAUGUUAAAAAAUGUUUAUUGUAUAAAAAAAAACCUCUAUCACUAGUGUUGGUGUUUGCAGUAUGAGAUGUGAUUUUUAAAAAGCUUCUUCUUCUUUUUUUUAAAAAAUCCUUUAUUUAGCCUUUUCUGUGUGUCACUGUAUAUCGCAUGGAUUUUUAUUUCUAAUGUUUUUAAUCAAUGGUGCAUACAUCUACAUGUAACAUAAUUAUUCAAGCUUGAUAUUUAAUAAAGUUUCACGUAGUGUUUGA
Messenger RNA from Bacillus rossius redtenbacheri, 1340 nucleotides. RefSeq names its product NEDD4 family-interacting protein 1-like (gene Ndfip). The transcript is spliced from 5 exons. Gene Ontology annotation, biological process: vacuolar transport; metal ion transport; positive regulation of protein ubiquitination. The record is from RefSeq and is a predicted model, not a curated record. Gene Ontology annotation, molecular function: WW domain binding. Gene Ontology annotation, cellular component: perinuclear region of cytoplasm; endoplasmic reticulum; Golgi apparatus. NCBI's taxonomy places the organism in Eukaryota, Metazoa, Arthropoda, Insecta, Phasmatodea, Bacillidae. Bases 199 to 867 code for a protein of 222 amino acids.